CAUACUUAUAAACACACUCAAAGCAUCUUAUAGUAGAAAAGGUUACAUGCCUUUUGAUCUUUAGCUUAUCUUUUGCGAUCAUGAAUUUUUCACAGUACUCUUUAUUAAUCCAAUCGCAAGUCGAUAAGAUUAAGAAGAAGAUGUCCUCAAGUACUUGUGAUCCCUACUCGUUCAUUUCUCCUUCUGCUUAUGACACUGCAUGGUUAGCCAUGAUACCAGAUCCACACCAACCUCUGCAACCUAUGUUCAAGAGCUGCUUGGAGUGGGUGCUACAAAACCAGAAAGGAGUCGGGUUUUGGGGUGAGUGUGAUGCCCAUGGCGUGCCCACCAUUGAGUGCCUUCCUGCAACCCUUGCUUGCAUAGUUGCACUUAAAAAGUGGAAUACUGCCUCUGGAUCAUGCAUUGAAAAAGGGUUGGCCUUCCUCCAUGCAAACACGGAGAAGGUCCUAAAAGAAAUCAACCACCACUGUCCUCGUUGGUUUGCCAUUGUUUUCCCUGCAAUGGUUGAACUUGCACAUACAGUAGGAGUAGAACUUGUCUUCCUCCAUAGCUUGGACGGAGUGAUGUCAGAAUUAUUCAAUAAACGGCAACAGAUUCUUGAACAGGAGAAAGUUGUGGACAAGUGUCGAAAUCCCCCAUUAUUAGCAUAUCUUGAAGCACUGCCUGCAUCUUACGAAAUUGAUCAAGACGAGAUAAAUAAGUACUUGAAGAUCAGCAAUGAUGGCUCAUUAUUUCAAUCCCCCUCCGCCACCGCAAGUGCAUUUAUGAUUACGGGAAACAAACAGUGCAUGGCUUAUUUAGGGUCCCUUGUUCAAAGAUGUGAUAAUGGAGUUCCGCCGACAUAUCCCAUGGAUGAAGAUCUCAUGAACCUUUGCAUGGUCAACCAGUUACAAAGGCUGGGCCUGGCUGAGCAUUUUGUCCAGGAGACAGAAAAAGUUUUGGCAAAAGUUUACAGGAAUUAUUUGAAUAAAAAAUUCCAGUCGAAACCAAGAAAUUCGGUUGCAGCACAGAUAUUCGGAGACUCUCUAGCAUUCCGGCUCCUGAGGAUGCAUGGGUAUGAUGUACCGUCGGAUAGCUUUUGUUGGUUCUUGCAUCGUAAAGAUAUUCGAGAUCAAAUAGAAAACAACCAUGAAUACUUUUCAAGUUCGAUGCUAAAUGUCUAUAGAGCUACAGAUCUUAUGUUUUCUGCAGAACAUGACCUCGAGGAGGCUAGAUCAUUUUCAAAAGAAUUACUUGAGACAAUCGUGUCAGUGGGAACUAGAGACCAAAGUACUCAUGAUAUUGUUACGUCAUCCAACUUGAGGAGAGUGAUUGAGCACGAGUUAAGUCUUCCAUGGUUUGCUCGACUGGAUCACAUGGAAUAUAGGAUGUGGAUUGAAGAAAAGGACUCCAACUUUCUCUGGAUGGGUAAAGCUUCUUCCCAUAGGUUGUCAUAUCCUUAUAAUGAUGAAUUACUGGGUCUUGCCAAGCAAAACUUUGAGUUUAGGCAAUCAAUAUACAAGAAUGAACUCGAGGAACUGAAAAGGUGGUCCAAGGACAUGGGUCUCAGUGAUAUGGGAUUUGGCCGAGAGAAAACUACCUAUUGUUAUUUUGCAGUUGCUGCCAGCAGUUCUUUGCCUCAUGAUUCCAGCAUUCGAAUGAUGGUCGCAAAAAGUGCAAUAGUUAUUACAGUGGCCGAUGAUUUCUAUGACAUGGAAGGUUUUCUAAUUGAGUUGCAAGUUCUCACCAACGCAGUUCGAAGAUGGGACGCUAAGGGCUUGAGUGGCCAUGGUAAGGUUAUAUUUGAUGCCCUUGAUAAUCUCGUGACUGAGAUUGCAGCAAAAUAUUUUCAAGAAGAAGGAAGUGACGUAACAUCCAAGCUCCGAGAUAUGUGGUAUGAAACGUUUCUAUCAUGGUUUACGGAAUCGAUGUGGAGUAAAACUGGAUGCAUUCCCUCAGUGGAUGAGUACCUUGAAACUGGCAUGACUUCGAUAGCCGCACACACCCUAGUUCUUCCAGCUUCAUGUUUCUUGGACCCAAGUUUUCCAAAUUCGAAACUCAGGGCACCCCAAUAUGCGAACAUUACAAACCUACUCAUGAUAAUCGCUCGUUUGUUGAACGACACACAGAGUUACCAGAAGGAAAAAGAGCAAGGGAAAGCGAACUUCGUUUCACUUUACCUAAAAGAAAACCCGGAGGCAGACAUUGAGGAGUCAAUCGCUUAUGUGAGAGACAUACUUGAUAAAAAGAAGAAAGAGUUUCUCAAACAAGUUCUUAUAGAUGGAUUUAGUGAUUUUUCAAAACCAUGCAAGUAUCUCCACCUAUCUUGUUUGAAAGUAUUUCACAUGUUCUUCAACUCUGCCAAUCGAUACGACUCCAACAUAGCAAUGCUUCAGGACAUUAAUGAAGCAAUCUAUAUUCCUGUGGAAGUUGGAGGAAAAGAAAAGCAGCCUUUGAAGCCUGAUCUGAAGUCACUGAAGCCCGUACCUCUUUAUUCUGGAGCAACCAGCGAAAAGCUGAAAAUCAACUCUCAGUACUUUAACCGUCCCAGCUCCAAGCUUUGGAGGAUGGGAAGUUCUGCAACAGUACAACAUGAGGUCUCUAGGCUGCAGCUUGCUUCAAGAGUUAGAUUUUGGGGAGUGUCUACACCACAAAAAGUUAGAUUUUGCUUCAUUUAAUUAAUUAAGUCGGAUCCCGAAAUCAUGUAUUUGCAGUAUUUAGCUCCGAAAAUUAAUAGAUUGUGUAGCGUUGGCAUGUGAAAAUAUGUUGGAAUAAUAUUAGUGGGAACCAAUAUGUAUGAUAUAAUAAUAAGGUCAUUAGGACUGGGAUCAUUUAAUGACUAAUAUCGUC
Molecule: messenger RNA, 2829 nt
Organism: Carya illinoinensis
Lineage: Eukaryota; Viridiplantae; Streptophyta; Magnoliopsida; Fagales; Juglandaceae
Product: S-linalool synthase-like
Exons: 12
Coding region: 81-2657 (858 amino acids)
Biological process (GO): diterpenoid biosynthetic process
Molecular function (GO): magnesium ion binding; terpene synthase activity
Source: RefSeq, a predicted model, not a curated record